CCGGCUUCUAGUCCGGCACCCUGUUGAUGUGGAUGUGACUGCCGGCCGUCACGAUUCCUGACACGUCCGUUUCGCCAUGUCCUCAUUGUCCCCGUGUGGAUCCCAUGCAGACGCAGGUCGGUGUUUGCCCCAGCGGCGGAGCCACACAGCAGCGGGAUCAUGUCUCCGCCACAGCCAGCCCGCCGCCUCCUGCUGACGGCAGGAACACAGCUGAGAGACAGUGCUGUUGCUACCUGCUGGGUCUGUCCAGCCACCAUGCAGUGUUCUUGGAAGUUCAUGGUGCUGCUAGCAUUAGCUUCAAUAGCCAUCCAGUACACGGCCAUCCGCACCUUCUCCGCAAAGCCUUUACGCCUGCUGUGCUCCGUGGGCCUGGCUCCCGCGGGCCACUCUAUCAACUGCACCCUCAAAGAUCUGACUCGAGUGAGCCGGGAGACGCUCGAGGGCUUGGACCAAUGCUGUGAUGAGAUCCUCUCCCACAUGCCCUCCUCCCCCUCCUUCUCCCUCCCUUCCUAUAAUGGCAACAAAAGAACCCACAUCCUGAUUCUGGCCACCACGCGGAGCGGAUCCUCAUUUGUGGGUCAGCUGUUCAAUCAGCAUCCAGAGGUCUUCUACCUGUUUGAGCCUCUGUACCAUGUCCAGUUGGCGCUGCUUCCUCGGUGGGCGCAGAGUCGGAGCCUGGCUGAGAGGAGGGUGAUGCUGGGAGCAGCCAGAGACCUGCUGAGGUCUCUGUACCACUGUCACCUCAACAGUCUGGAGAGUUACAUACGACCCCGUCCUCCCAACCACUCCACUGACAAGCUGUUCCGAAGAGGAGCUAGCAGGUCUCUGUGCUCCCCUCCUGUAUGUGAGGCUCCUCUAGGCCCAGAGGAGCAGAGCAUGGUGCUGGCUGAUGAGGGGGAGUGUGUGAGGAGGUGUGGGCCGCUCAAUGUGUCGCUGGCCGCUGAUGCUUGUAGAGCAAAGCGCCAUGCAGCCAUCAAGACGGUCCGGAUUCCCCAAAUCAGUGACCUCAGAGCGCUGAUUGAGGACCCAAGACUCAACCUGAAGGUGGUCCAGCUCAUUCGAGAUCCACGCGGCAUCCUGGCAUCUCGGAUUGAGACAUUUCGAGACACUUACCGGCUGUGGCGUCUGUGGAGAGCAACCGGACGUCGACCCCACAACCUGGACCUAGGGCAGAUCAACACAGUGUGUGAGGACUUCCUGAGGUCUGUGUCCAUGGGCCUGGCCAGACCUGCAUGGCUUAGAGGGAGGUACAUGUUGCUCAGGUAUGAAGAUUUGGCCAGGUAUCCUCUCCAGAAGACCAGGGAGCUCUACAGCUUCCUUGGUCUAGUUCUGCACCACAGUGUGGAGGAUUGGAUCAUGAACAACACCCGGGGCAGCAGUGAUCUGUCGUCCCGGCAGAAGUUCACCACAGUUCGGGACUCUGCUGCUAACGCCGAGAACUGGAGGGUGAAGCUGUCCUUCGACAUGGUGGUUUACGCUCAGACUGCCUGCCAACCUCUUCUUGAGCUUGUUGGCUACAAGACAGUCUUUCACCCCCGAGAACUGAGAAACCUCUCACACUCUUUGGUGGAAGACAGGACGUUCCGCCCCUUUUUGUAAACAAUGGAUGACCUGCAUAAAUCCAAACUAGACAGUACAGCUGUGUCCAUCCAUUAAUUUAAGUUCAAUAAAACAAUAUGAAAUUGUUCAACUACCAACCUACCUGAGUGAUCAGCUACCUCACUUCCAGCCCUUAUGGUAAUCAUUUAGGGAUGAAAAUGAGCUUUCAGCCAUGUCUCUGGAUAAUGCGAGAGAUUUCAAGUACUGAAAUUUACGUUUAUUAUGUGGGGUCCCUUUCAAAUAAUUUAAAAAAAGAGAGCGAGGGAUCACUAUGUUUAAAUCAAACUUAACACUUAAUCUUAUUUAAGCUACAGCUUGUGAUCAUUUAAAUAUAGCACCAUGUGGGCGUUUUGACAGUGUAGUGCGGCAACCACAACAAAAUUAUAUUUUCUUAGUUUCUCAUUAUAACUAAAGUGUUUACAUGUUAUGAUAAGGUAUUUUCAUGUAAUAAUUACAUAUUUUUCUUAUUCUUACUACAUGACUUAUUAUGUUAUAAGAAGCAAUUUUUGUCAUCGUAACAACAUAUUCCACAUUACACUAAACCAAAUUAAUUAGCAGAAAAUGAAUUUUUUAUUUUAUUAUGAUGAGAAACUAAACUUGAUGUGCCACACUGGUACAACUGGCACUUGGCCCACCAUCACCACAUACCCAAAUAAUGUUUCUCCAUUUGAUUGUUGAUUAUGUCAGUGUUGACAUGGCCUUUAUGUAAAAUGUCAUGGUUUGUUUUGCACAAAUCUGUCCAUCAGGAAACUCUGUAAAUCAUCAAGAGUUCAGGCAGAGCAUCUGGAGGACAUCACAGGGAAGACCGGCAAAUAUUCUCUCCAUAAAAGAUGAUCUCCACGUUGAUCCACAAAUAUGAUCCACUUUCACCCAAAUCAAUGAAUAAAGUGUUUUUGUACACAUUAUAAAGUUGUGUUUUGUACAGUUAUCAGCGAGGACUGGCCAGUCCCUGGAAACAUUCUGCUCCAGCAGCAU
Micropterus dolomieu (smallmouth bass) is the source of this 2574-nucleotide messenger RNA. Its product is annotated as carbohydrate sulfotransferase 1-like. NCBI's taxonomy places the organism in Eukaryota, Metazoa, Chordata, Actinopteri, Centrarchiformes, Centrarchidae. Gene Ontology annotation, biological process: keratan sulfate proteoglycan metabolic process; N-acetylglucosamine metabolic process. Bases 160 to 1599 code for a protein of 479 amino acids. Gene Ontology annotation, molecular function: N-acetylglucosamine 6-O-sulfotransferase activity; keratan sulfotransferase activity. The transcript is spliced from 6 exons. The record is from RefSeq and is a predicted model, not a curated record.